AUGACGGACGAUGGAGGGACAAUAGAGGUAGAAAGUCUGGUGCCUUCGCGGCUGGGUACGCAGGCCUACUGGGACGACAACUACGGCCGAGAGCUCUCGAACUUCUGCGAGGCUGGCGACGAGGGUGAGGUCUGGUUUGGGGAGGCCAGCUCGGACGAGAUCCUGGACUGGAUUGCACGCUACUUGCCCUCGCCGAUGACCCCGACAAAGCUCAGUUUCUCCACCGGAACGGAUGAAGACGGUCAGCUACCAGGCCCACUGGGUAAUGGUCGGACAGACUCCCAGAUCCUCGACGUCGGAUGCGGUAACGGACAGCUCCUCUUCCUCCUCGCCCAGGGCGGUUACUCGGUCGAUUGUCUGACGGGGGUCGACUAUUCGGCUAGCUCGAUCGAACUCACCUCCCAGAUCGCCCGCGCUAAGGGCAUCCAAGGUCUCCGUCUUGAGGUCCGCGAUGUCCUCAGAGACACUAUCGAGCCGCCCCAUCGCACUAGAAUAUCCGGCUCAAAGGGUUGGGACUUGAUCACCGAUAAAGGCACUUUCGAUGCCAUCUGUUUAUCUGAGGAGACAAUUGACGGGAAAAAACUAGAAACGAUUUAUCCAGAAAAGAUAUUCGACUUGCUGGUCAAACCAGGGGGGAUUUUCCUAAUCACUUCAUGCAAUUGGACCGAAGAAGAGCUCAUCAAGAAAUUCGUCUCUCCCAACAUCGGAUUCAAGUUUCACUCCAAAAUCCCGCGUGCCUGUUUCUCCUUCGGAGGUUCGAAGGGCUCGACCAUCACGACGAUAGCCUUCCAGACGUGCUCAUGA
Molecule: messenger RNA, 804 nt
Organism: Puccinia graminis f. sp. tritici CRL 75-36-700-3
Lineage: Eukaryota; Fungi; Basidiomycota; Pucciniomycetes; Pucciniales; Pucciniaceae
Exons: 4
Coding region: 1-804 (267 amino acids)
Biological process (GO): peptidyl-lysine monomethylation; peptidyl-lysine dimethylation
Cellular component (GO): cytoplasm
Molecular function (GO): protein-lysine N-methyltransferase activity
Source: RefSeq, a predicted model, not a curated record